Molecule: messenger RNA, 1447 nt
Organism: Lagopus leucura (white-tailed ptarmigan)
Lineage: Eukaryota; Metazoa; Chordata; Aves; Galliformes; Phasianidae
Gene: GLP1R
Product: glucagon like peptide 1 receptor
Exons: 13
Coding region: 1-1374 (457 amino acids)
Biological process (GO): adenylate cyclase-activating G protein-coupled receptor signaling pathway; cell surface receptor signaling pathway
Cellular component (GO): plasma membrane
Molecular function (GO): glucagon receptor activity; peptide hormone binding
Source: RefSeq, a predicted model, not a curated record
AUGCCAUUGGCAUUCUUGGCUGCCUGGGCACAUCAGGUGGAUCACUUGGUUAUAGAAGGAGAUGAGAGUACAGAUGGAUCCCUCUCUGGUGUUGUGCAGAAGUGGAAGGAGUACCAGCUCCAAUGCCUGAAAUACUUGUAUGAGGCACCUCCUAUUGCAGCAGAAGGCAAGUUCUGCAACAGAACAUUUGACAACUAUGCCUGCUGGCCUGAUGGACUGCCUGGUACCUAUGUGAAUGUCAGCUGCCCUUGGUAUUUACCUUGGGCUAACACAGUGCUGCAUGGGCAGGUGUACCGGUUCUGCACCUCCGAGGGUACCUGGCUGCUGAAGGAGAACUCAACUCUGCCCUGGAGGAACCUGACUGAGUGUGAGGCCUCUGACCAGGAUGCACCAGAAGAACAGCUCCUGAAUUUGUCCAUCAUAUACACCAUUGGAUAUGCUCUUUCCUUCUCUGCCCUUAUAAUUGCAACUGCCAUUCUUCUUGGAUUCAGACAUCUUCAUUGCACAAGAAAUUAUAUUCAUCUGAACCUCUUCACCUCUUUUAUCCUCCGUGCUAUAUCCGUCUUCAUUAAAGACUCAGUGGUGAAAUGGAUGUACAGCACAGCCACACAAGAGCACCAGUGGGAAGGACUUAUCUCCUUCCAGGAAUCCCUUAGCUGCCGUUUGGUGUUUGUGAUGAUGCAGUACUGUGUGGCUGCAAACUACUACUGGUUGCUGGUGGAAGGCAUGUACCUGUACACGCUGCUGGUACUGUCUGUCUUUUCCGAGCAGAGAAUUUUUCGGCUGUAUCUCUGCAUUGGCUGGGGUAUACCAAUGCUGUUUGUUAUCCUCUGGGGAACUGUCAAGUACCUUUAUGAAGAUGAGGGCUGCUGGAGCAGGAACUAUAACAUGAAUUAUUGGCUGAUCAUCAGACUGCCCAUUCUAAUCGCCAUUGGGGUAAAUUUCUUGAUCUUUAUCAGAGUUAUAUGCAUCAUCAUCUCCAAGCUACAAGCCAAUUUGAUGUGCAAAACUGACAUAAAAUGCAGGCUGGCCAAGUCUACCUUGACGUUGAUCCCACUGCUGGGAACCCAUGAGGUCAUCUUUGCCUUUAUUACUGAUGAACAUGCCAGAGGGAUGCUGCGCUUUGUGAAGCUUUUUACUGAGCUCUCCUUUGCUUCUUUCCAGGGGCUGAUGGUUGCAAUUCUCUACUGUUUCAUCAAUAAUGAGGUUCAGAUGGAGUUUCGGAAAAGUUGGGAGCGCUGGAGAUUGGAACAUUUGUAUGUCCAGAGAGACAGCAGCAUGAAACCUCUGAAGUGUCCAGCCAACAGCAUCAGUAGUGGAGGCACGGUAGGCAGUAGUGUUUACGCUGCCACUUGCCAGGCUACAUUCAGCUAAGAUUUCUGCAGGUGAACCAGAUUGAGAACAAUGAACUGUAUAAUGUACCUGAAAACCCUUAAAUACCCAAGCA